AUGAGUGUGGAUUCGGCUUCUCCCCAAAGCCUGCCCUGCCCUGAAGCAUCCAAUUCUAGGGAACCUUCACCCGUGCCUGAGAUUUACGAGCCUGAAGAAAACUAUGCAUCCUUGCAAAUGUCAUCUGCUGAGACACUCCACACUGAGACUGUCUCUCCUCUUCCUUCUUCCAUGGACCUGCUUAUUCAGAACAGCCCUGAUUCUUCCACCAGUCCCAACUUAAUGCUGCCCACUGCUGCAGAGGACAGUACAGCGAGGGAGGAAAAAGGUCAGGUCAAGAAACAGAAGAUCAGAACCGUUUUCUCACAGACCCAGCUCUGUGUACUCAAUGAGAGAUUUCAGAGACAGAAAUAUCUCAGCCUCCAGCAGAUGCAAGAACUUUCCAACAUCCUGAAUCUUAGCUACAAACAGAUUAAGACCUGGUUCCAGAACCAGAGAAUGAAAUGUAAGAGGUGGCAGAAGUACAACUGGCCAAAGAAUAGCAACCGUGUAGCUCAGAUGAGCUCAGCAACUACAGAGUACCUGGGCCUCUCAUCCUAUCAUCACCAGGGAUGUCUGGUGAAUGCUUCUGGGAACCUUUCGAUGUGGAGCAGCCAGACCUGCAGUAACCUAUCUUGCGGCAACCAUUCCUGGAACAGCCCAUCUUGGAACUACCAUUCCUGGAAUAGUCAGACCUGGUGCCCCCAAACCUGGAAUAACCAGGCUUGGAACAACAAGGCCUGGAACAAUCAGUUCUAUAGUUAUGGAGAGGAAUCCCUGCAGCCCCAAAUCCAGUUCCAGCAAACUCCCAUCAGUGAUUUAGAGGCCACCUUGGAAACCACUGGGGAAACCUAUGAUGCAAUAUUGCAAACCCCUGUGUAUUAUAGUACCCAGCAGACCAUGGAUUUAUUCCCAGAUUACUCCAUGAACAUGCAGCCUGACUCCACGAACAUAUAG
Molecule: messenger RNA, 936 nt
Organism: Pteronotus mesoamericanus
Lineage: Eukaryota; Metazoa; Chordata; Mammalia; Chiroptera; Mormoopidae
Product: homeobox protein NANOG-like
Exons: 1
Coding region: 1-936 (311 amino acids)
Biological process (GO): regulation of transcription by RNA polymerase II
Molecular function (GO): DNA-binding transcription factor activity, RNA polymerase II-specific; RNA polymerase II cis-regulatory region sequence-specific DNA binding
Source: RefSeq, a predicted model, not a curated record